Molecule: messenger RNA, 588 nt
Organism: Miscanthus lutarioriparius
Lineage: Eukaryota; Viridiplantae; Streptophyta; Magnoliopsida; Poales; Poaceae
Source: the annotation of a GenBank genome assembly
AUGAUUGGGGCUGCUGUGGGAGCUGUUUUUGGGGGUUCAGCUGCUUAUUUAAUAAAUUCAGCUUUACCUGGUAAUGCUGCUGUUGCACAGCCACAAGCUUAUGCUCUGGUCGGAAUGGCUGCUACACUAUCCUCAGUCUGUUCAGUCCCAUUGACUUCAGUACUGAUUCUCUUUGAGCUAACAAAGGAUUACAGGAUUUUGCUUCCGCUCAUGGGAGCAGUUGGGUUGGCAAUAUGGGUUCCUUCAGUAGUAAACCAGCCAAACGACACUGAGACUUCUGGGUUUAGAACACCCAGACGAGGUUAUUCUUCAAUUUCACCAGAAGACAGAAAUGGUAGCUCAAGGCAAGAUGAUGUUGUGGAUGAUCUUGAGCUCAGUAUAAUACAAACUGACAUUAGUAACUAUGGAACUUAUAAUGAAGAGAUGCUUCUGGAUGAUUUGAAGGUCUCCCAGGCCAUGUCAAAGAUAAAUGUCCAAGUUUUACCAUCUGCUACAGUACAGAAGCUCUUAAGCUAUUGCAUGAUAGACAGCAAAAUUGUGCCCUGGUUGUGGACCCUGAAGAUUUUCUUGAAGGAAUUAUUACAAUAG